Messenger RNA from Haemorhous mexicanus (house finch), 3195 nucleotides. RefSeq names its product corticotropin releasing hormone receptor 2 (gene CRHR2). Gene Ontology annotation, cellular component: plasma membrane; dendrite; axon terminus. NCBI's taxonomy places the organism in Eukaryota, Metazoa, Chordata, Aves, Passeriformes, Fringillidae. The record is from RefSeq and is a predicted model, not a curated record. The coding region runs from base 340 to 1581 and encodes 413 amino acids. Gene Ontology annotation, biological process: cell surface receptor signaling pathway; long-term synaptic potentiation; adenylate cyclase-modulating G protein-coupled receptor signaling pathway. The transcript has 12 exons. Gene Ontology annotation, molecular function: corticotrophin-releasing factor receptor activity; G protein-coupled peptide receptor activity; corticotropin-releasing hormone receptor activity.
GCAGCGCUCUGGCACAGUGAGGCGGCAUCUGCGAGCCCAGGGACACCGAGCAGAGCAGAGCCCCUCACUCCGGGCUCAGCCCGAUGCCAUUGGCUCCCGAGCCGCUGGAUUUAAAGGGAAGAGGAGCUCGGAGGGCUGAGCUGCACAGGCAGGCGCAGGCUCAGCCAAGUUGUCAGCACGCUGCGAGCAGGAGAGGCUCGAACGCACCAGACUGCGGGGUGCCCGCGCCUUGAUGCUCCUGUGGCUCCAGAAAGGGGAAAAAAGAAGAGCGGACCAAAAAAAAAGCAGCCAGAAAGGGGUGAAGGAGCCUGAUCUAGUCCAGCAGUCCCAGAGGGAAUAAUGGAUGUGACCAUCUCUCAGUUCAUCUUAGAAGAAUUUGAUGUGAACUGCAGCCUCCUGGAUCGUUUACACGAGACUUUUUUAGAGAGUUCCUCUCUGUCUUUCCUGGGCUUUGAUGGUCCGUACUGCAAUGCCACCACGGACCAGAUCGGGACCUGCUGGCCCAGAACCUCUGCGGGGGAACUCGUGGAGAGACCCUGCCCCGAGUUCUUCAAUGGGAUCAAGUACAACACCACGAGAAAUGCCUACAGAGAAUGCCUGGGCAAUGGGACAUGGGCUUCCAAGAUAAACUACUCUCAGUGUGAGCCUAUUCUGGAUGACAAGAGGAAGUAUGCGCUCCAUUACAAGAUUGCUCUCAUCAUAAACUACCUGGGCCACUGUAUUUCAGUAGGGGCCCUCAUAGUUGCCUUUAUGCUUUUCUUGUGCUUGAGGAGUAUCAGAUGCCUGAGGAAUAUUAUCCACUGGAACUUGAUCACCACGUUCAUCCUGAGGAAUGUGAUGUGGUUUCUGCUUCAAAUGAUUGAUCACAACAUCCAUGAGAGCAAUGAGCCCUGGUGUCGAUGUAUUACCACUGUCUACAAUUACUUUGUGGUGACCAACUUCUUCUGGAUGUUUGUGGAAGGCUGCUACUUACACACUGCUAUAGUGAUGACCUACUCCACUGACAAGCUGAGGAAAUGGGUCUUUCUCUUCAUAGGAUGGUGUAUUCCCUGCCCAAUCAUCAUUGCCUGGGCCAUUGGCAAGCUGUAUUAUGAAAAUGAGCAGUGCUGGUUUGGAAAAGAGCCAGGGAAAUAUAUUGACUACAUCUACCAAGGGCCCGUGAUUCUUGUUCUCCUGAUCAAUUUUGUAUUUCUAUUUAACAUAGUUAGGAUUUUAAUGACAAAGCUGAGAGCUUCAACCACUUCAGAAACAAUCCAGUACAGGAAGGCAGUCAAGGCCACGUUGGUUCUCCUGCCCCUGCUUGGCAUCACCUACAUGCUUUUCUUUGUCAACCCUGGCGAGGAUGACAUUUCCCAGAUUGUUUUCAUCUAUUUCAAUUCCUUCCUUCAGUCUUUUCAGGGUUUCUUUGUGUCAGUAUUUUACUGCUUCUUGAAUGGUGAGGUCCGUUCUGCUGCCAGGAAGAGGUGGCACCGCUGGCAGGACCACCACUCCCUGCGGGUGCGCGUGGCUCGGGCCAUGUCCAUCCCCACGUCCCCCACGCGCAUCAGCUUCCACAGCAUCAAACAGACCGCGGCCGUGUGACCGCCCACGGACACCACCCACCACCCACCACCACCACCACCACCCCGUGGCCUUCAGAGCUCUCCUGUCUCCACUCCCACCCCCGAGCCCCUUCCUGCAAACUCGCCUCCUUUGGCCCCACUGAUCUCUUUCCAGUGAGGGGCCCAUCUUGGUUCGUCUCCCACAUCCGCGAUGCUGCUUGGAGGCAACAAGGAAAAAGCUUCUUGGAGUUGGUGGUGGUCAAACAGAUUCAAAGAAGGAACAGGUUCAACCCUGACUGCAUCCUGUGGAAGUUCACAAUGCAAAGUCUAGAACAGCACACUUGCAGGAAAAAUCAAAUUUUUUUUUCACCUUCCUUUCUUUUUUUUUUUGUUUUUAUUCCCCCUUUCAUAUUGCGGUGAGCAAAGUGUUUUGAACACACUGCCCAUCUCACCCUAUACAUUGAUUCCCAAUGAUUUCAACAGUUUUGGUGUAUAAUAGCCCAUCCCUUUCUUGUUUUCUUUGUAAAAAAGUUUCUUCUGUGCAAAACUGUCAUUUGAGAACUUGCGGCAGCAAGAAAAAGAGCGUCUGAAAUGUGGUGUGAAAAGCCUGAAUUUACCUGCCUUCCCCAUUUCUCUCUUGGACAGACUGGGAAUUGUCAGGGCAUCACUGGAUGUUCCACACAGGGCACUUUGCCUGGUGAGCACCAUGCCCUGUUCUUACACAGAUUUUCAAAGGACAGGAGUAGCUCUGAGUAGCUCUACAAAAUACUCUCAAAAUUCCUCUUAGCCCCACGCUUCCAGCACAGUGUAAGAGGAAAGCCUUUGGAAAGUGGUUUGUUUUCAGCUCAGAGCAUUAGGGUGGGGAAGGACACCUCUUCUGGGUUUAAAAAACACAAAAGGGAAGCACUGUAAAGAUAAUAAGGAUGACAAGAGGAUGUUUGUGUUCCAAGGAUAAUGCUACAUGCUGCACAAAGGUAUCUAUUGAGCAUUUUGAACUAGAGCAGUUGUAUCUACCAGGCUUUUUAUGUGAUGUUCAAGAAAACUGUAUAUUUUCAAUAAUAAACACUACUCUGGGUUGGUUUCAAUAAAACCAGGCAUCUUUUUCUUUAACUCUGAAAAGGAAGAGGACAUCUGUCUUGAGAGUGGUUUUGCAGCUAAAAUCAGGGAUGGAAAUCCUGUUUGAUAGUGAGCCAAGAAGAAGAACAACCUCGUGAUGAAAUCCUGACGUGGGGGCAUUUAAAAGCAAGAAGAAUUGCCUCCCUUCUCAGCUCAUGGUUUUAUACUGGAUCCCUGUCCCUCUGCACUCUCUCCUCUGGGCUUUGCCACAGCAGUAAGAAAAAUGUGGUGUUAUACAUUCUCCAUCACCUGCAUCUCAACAGAGCUGGAGUAAUUUGCUGUUUCCACUUUUAUCAAGCUUACUCUGAAUUUUCUUCAGAUGUUUUAUAGGACUUUUCAGCACGAGCUUGAUUUAAACCUCCAGAUUUAUCUUGCUCUAGUUUUCAGGGGCUGGAAAAUCUCUUGGAAAACAUUGUUAUAAAUCCCCUGCUUAUGGGGGGAGGGGGGGGGAAUGUCUGUCCUAUCAGCUCAGUCAUAUUCAACUUUGAGCUUGCUGGCAAUGAGCAGCAGAUUUAAAUAAACAACAUUUUGUAACUUU